This is a messenger RNA of Apodemus sylvaticus (European woodmouse), 1478 nucleotides long. It is a transcript of the gene Ttc23l, whose product is annotated as tetratricopeptide repeat domain 23 like. Lineage: Eukaryota; Metazoa; Chordata; Mammalia; Rodentia; Muridae. The record is from RefSeq and is a predicted model, not a curated record. The transcript has 12 exons. The coding region runs from base 45 to 1478 and encodes 477 amino acids. Gene Ontology annotation, molecular function: protein binding.
GCAUUGUCUUCAGAUCCAGAAGCCCAGCUUCGGUGAGACUCGACAUGGCCCGGGCACCAGCGCGGGCCCGAGGUAGCAGAGGUCUGAACUGCCUAGCCGGGAAGAUGCAAGCCAACCCCAUCUGCAUUCCAACUGUUAGCAAUGACACCGACUGGGACUUCUGCUUCCACCUGUCACAGCAAACCAGAAUCCCAGCACAAGAAACAGACGACUUGCUCUCUGCUUGUCACUGUGAAGAGAUUGAGGAAGACACUGCAGAUCAGGAAUCGGGGAUGACUGCUGACUGUCUGUCUAUUCCAAAACAGAAGUUAGCUCAGUCCCAGAAGAAAAUUAAUCAACUCAUUAAUGAAAGAAUGAGUACCAAAGCAAACAAGGAGCUGAUUCGGUGUUUCAUCCUCUCUCAGAUUGUUUUUGGGAAAGAACACUGGAAAUGUGCACAGGCUUUAGCCAACCUGGCUUAUGGUUACCUGACACUGAGAGGCCUCCCAGCUCAGGCCAAGAAACAUGCGGAGAAGGCCAGGAACACACUGCUGACCUGGAAGCGAAACACGACCUCAGACAAGGAAAAGAAGGAAAUCCUGGAAACUCUGGUCAUACUCUACUAUACUCUGGGGAUAGCCUGGCUCCUACAAAACCAUGGCAAACAGGCCUACAUCCACCUGCAGAAAGCGGAGAGAAAUAUGAAUGAACUGAAAGAGAUAAACAAUGGCAGCAUUUGUGGAAUCCAAGUCUCGGAGAAAGACCUAACCAUUGCCUUGGGCAGAGCCUCCCUGGCCAUGCACAGGAUGAACCUAGCUCUGGCAUAUUUUGAGAAGGCAAUUUGCGGUGUUAUCCUUGCCAAGGGUCAUGACACGUCAGAUCUGAUUAGUUUGUAUGAAGAAAUCGCUCAGAUCGAGCAGCUGAGGAAGAACCACGAGCAGGCCAUCCAGUACUUGCAGCAGGCCUAUUCUAUCUCUGUUGCUUCGUUUUCUGAAGUCAGCCCCCAAACUGCCGAGGCGAGUGCUUUACUAGCAAAAGCUUAUGCCAUGUCCGGAGAAUCGCAGCACAGGGAUGCCGUUGAGGUAUAUUUUAUAAGAAGUAUUAGUACAUACCAAACCCUAGGCUCAGAAGACUAUGAAACUCUUACAACCAUUGAAGACUUUUGUACGUGGCUCAUCCAAAAUGGGGAAAAACAGGAGGCUUACAGACUGCUAAAGUCUACGCUGAAUUCUGGUGCCUUUGGUGACUGUGGCAAAAAGGUAGCUGAAACGUUCUAUAACAUGGGCAGUGUCUGUUUUGCCAAAGGAGAACUCAGAGAAGCGAUGGAGCUGCUGAGGAAGUGUCUGAUGAUUCAGAGUCUCAUCUAUGGAAGUGAGCACACUAAGAGCAUAGAGACUAAAAGCCUCCUUUCCCUAUUGAAGAGGGCAAGUUUAUCCAGAUGGAGAAAAGAAACCGCUCCAGUAAGAAAGAAAAGUGUGUGCAGAGACAGAGUGGAGUGA